AUGCCCGUCGCCACCGCUCGCCGUACAGCUACUACUACUAGCUCCUCCCUUGUGAAUAGAACAACCAAGUCGAGUAGGUCGACCAAACUGCACAGUAUUAGUGAAGCGCAGGUGAAAGCCUGGAGUGAGGCGCUAAAAGCACGCAAUGCUGUGAAUAACAACGAAGACGAACGUGAGCUGGACGACGAGGAUGAGUACCCGUUCAAGGACCAGGAUCUAGUUUGGGUCCGUACAAAGGGCGCCAAGUGGGUCUACGGGAAAGUAUCUGGAGGGCCCUCGCUCAUCCGAGCAGGCCGGACGCGCUAUAGCAAAGAAGGUCUGUUUUACCCAGUCAAGUUUGGCGACAAGCUGCACCUGCGCAAAUACUUUGCGCCGACGAACGGGGACAUCAAGCUGGACACCAAAGCGGUGCGACGGAGCAUGAUCCAGGAAGGCUUGAUCGACGGUGACACUACUGAUGACGAUGAUGGGACCGAGGCGCUCUCUGAUCCCUCGGAUAGCUCAUAUGUCGACUGA
This is a messenger RNA of Psilocybe cubensis, 516 nucleotides long. RefSeq lists its product as uncharacterized. The record is from RefSeq and is a predicted model, not a curated record. NCBI's taxonomy places the organism in Eukaryota, Fungi, Basidiomycota, Agaricomycetes, Agaricales, Agrocybaceae. The coding region runs from base 1 to 516 and encodes 171 amino acids. The transcript has 3 exons.